CUGUUUUGGGGAACGUGUGCCAAACGCGCGCGGGGUACCUGUGCCCGUCUAGCCAAGAGUGCACCCGUGUGCGCGAGCGGGCUUCCGGGACGCCGCAGUGGUGGGGGGCGGCUCUGCGAGGGGAGGGGGUCACCCGGACUGGCCGGCGCCGGCCCCGUGCGCGCGGAGGCGGGGGCGGGGGGCGGGGGCCGCGGCGGGGGGGGGAGGAGGUACGAAAAGGGCGGCGCGCGCGGCGGCGGCGGCAGCUCCCCGGCAGCGGCGGUGGAGAGCGCAGCGCGCAGCCCGGUGCAGCCCUGGCUUUCCCCUCGCUGCGCGCCCGCGCCCCCUUCCGCGUCCGCAACCAGAAGCCCAGCGCGGCGCCAGGAGCCGGACCUGCACCCGCACCGUUCCCGGGACCGCGACCCCGACCGCCCCGCGAUGACCGCGACCGAAGCCCUCCUGCGCGUCCUCUUGCUCCUGCUGGCUUUCGGCCACAGCACCCAUGGGGCUGAAUGUGUCCCGGCCUGCCACCCCCAAAACGGACUCUGCGAGGAUGACAAUGUUUGCAGGUGCCAGCCUGGCUGGCAGGGUCCCCUGUGUGACCAAUGCAUGACCUCUCCUGGCUGCCUUCAUGGACUCUGUGAGGAACCCUGGCAGUGCGUUUGCAUCGACGGCUGGGACGGGAAACUCUGCGAUAUAGAUGUUCGGGCCUGCUCCUCCGCCCCCUGUGCCAACAACGGGACCUGCGUGAACCUGGACAACGGCCUCUACCAGUGCUCCUGUGCCCCUGGGUACUCGGGAAAGGACUGCCAGAAAAAGGACGGGCCCUGUGUGAUCAAUGGCUCCCCCUGCCAGCACGGAGGCACCUGUGUGGACGAUGAGGGCCGGGCCUCCCACGCCUCCUGCCUGUGCCCCCCUGGCUUCUCAGGCAAUUUCUGUGAGAUCGUGGCCAACAGCUGCACCCCCAACCCCUGCGAGAACGAGGGCGUCUGCACUGACAUCGGGGGCGACUUCCGCUGCCGCUGCCCGGCCGGCUUCAUCGACAAGACCUGCAGCCGCCCGGUGACCAACUGCGCCAGCGGCCCCUGCCAGAACGGGGCCACCUGCCUGCAGCACACCCAGGUGAGCUACGAGUGUCUGUGCAAGCCCGAGUUCACAGGCCCCACCUGUGUCAAGAAGCGCGCCCUGAGCCCUCAGCAGGUCACCCGUCUGCCCAGCGGCUACGGGCUGGCCUACCGCAUGACCCCAGGGGUGCACGAGCUGCCCGUGCAGCAGCCUGAACACCGAGUCCUCAAGGUGUCCAUGAAAGAGCUCAACAAGAGUACCCCUCUCCUCACCGAGGGCCAGGCCAUCUGCUUCACCAUCCUGGGCGUGCUCACCAGCCUGGUGGUGCUGGGCACCGUGGGCAUCAUCUUCCUCAACAAGUGUGAGACCUGGGUGUCCAAUCUGCGCUACAACCACAUGCUGCGGAAGAAGAAGAACCUGCUGCUGCAGUGCAGCAGCGGGGAGGACCUGGCGGUCAACAUCAUCUUCCCCGAGAAGAUCGGCAUGGCCACCUUCCGCAAGGAGGCUGGCGACGAGGAGAUCUAAGCAGCGUCCCCACAGCCCCCCCUAGAUUCCCGGGGUCCCGCAGAGCUCACUAGACGCGGUCUGUCCUAUCUUUGUGGUGGAGUUCGCUAGCUCUCGUGUGGAAUCUGGUGAACGCUACGCUUACAUAUAUUGUCUUUGUGUUGCUGUGUGACAAGCGCAAUGCUAAAAAAAUCCCCUUUCUCUCUCUUAAUGCAUGAUAAAUAAUAAUAAGAAUUUCAUCUUUAAACAA
Callithrix jacchus (white-tufted-ear marmoset) is the source of this 1798-nucleotide messenger RNA. It is a transcript of the gene DLK1, whose product is annotated as delta like non-canonical Notch ligand 1. Gene Ontology annotation, biological process: heterophilic cell-cell adhesion; establishment or maintenance of epithelial cell apical/basal polarity. Gene Ontology annotation, cellular component: protein-containing complex; plasma membrane. Gene Ontology annotation, molecular function: calcium ion binding. Lineage: Eukaryota; Metazoa; Chordata; Mammalia; Primates; Cebidae. The record is from RefSeq and is a predicted model, not a curated record.